Molecule: messenger RNA, 1776 nt
Organism: Cyclospora cayetanensis
Lineage: Eukaryota; Apicomplexa; Conoidasida; Eucoccidiorida; Eimeriidae
Product: inactive polypeptide N-acetylgalactosaminyltransferase-like protein 5
Exons: 5
Coding region: 1-1776 (591 amino acids)
Cellular component (GO): Golgi apparatus
Source: RefSeq, a predicted model, not a curated record
AUGACUGAGGGACUGAGCUCAACUGCAGACAGGCGGCGCCCCCUUUGGGGAUGCCUGAAAUUCACCAUGAUGGCACUGGGAUUUUUCUCAAUAAUCCUCAACGCUGUUCUGCUUAGUCAGUACCUCUUCUCAUCCGAGCGGUUUUCCUCUACAGAAGAGGCGAAGUUCGUUUCUUCCCUAGAAGAGAAGCAAGCUUCUUUUUCCCAUCAAGCCCAACCAAAGCAUGGUAAUAACACUUUGAUGAUGCACGGACCUCUUGGCUUCAAGCCAGACGGGAACCCGGCACAUGUGCCAGCGCCCGCGCCUCCAUCCGACUUGAACAUGUCACUGGAACUAGCGCGAGGAGGCGGGUUUAACUUGAAGCUGAGCGACCAUCUGCCUCUCGACCGCGACAUCCCUGAUUCUCGCCAGCCUGCGUGCAUGUCAAUUACUUACGACAUAUCGACUCUCCCCGCAGCUUCUGUGCUCAUGGUCUUCUACAACGAGCCCUUCUCAACCCUGAUGCGGUCAGUGCACAGCGUACUAAAUCGCACACAUCCCUCCUUGCUUCAGGAAAUUGUCUUGCUAGACGACGGUAGCGACUUGGCCGAUGUUGCUGCCAACGGAAAUGGAAAACUGGAGAACUAUGUUAAGCUGUUGCCCAAAGUGCGGCUCGUGAGGAGCCCAAAAAGAGAAGGGAUUGUGGGUGCACGCAUGCGUGCAAUAAGGGCAAGCCAAGCGGAUAUAUUUGUCGUACUGGACAGCCACAUCGAGGUGCAGAACCAGUGGCUAGAGCCACUUGUUUCUCGGAUCAGGGAGGACCCUCGCCGCAUCGUAAUGCCGCAAGUGGACGGUAUUGACGCGGAGAACUUUCGCCAUAUUGCAGGUGGCAUCGGGUGCAAGUUGGGUUUCCUUUGGCAGCUGAUGGAGCAUUCUUAUGAAUUCCAUCAAAUGGCACGGCUUCCCCCCGAGCAGCAGAACUCGCAGGCUACUGAUUUCCAGACCUCUCCGACCAUGGCUGGGGGCCUGUUCGCGGCUGAUAAGAAGUUUUUUUUCUCCAUUGGGGCGUAUGACGAAGGCUUUCGGUACUGGGGAACAGAAAACCUCGAGUUCAGCUUCAGGCUUUGGCAGUGUGGCGGCAUUCUCGAGUGCGCGCCAUGUAGCCGUGUAUACCAUAUUUUUAGAAAAGGAGGCUCUGGAUACAGCUUUCCGUCAGACGCACUGAUUGCGAAUAAAAUGCGUACGCUGAUGUGGAUGGACGAAUAUGCCGACUUGGCGUGGCGCGUGCUAGGAAAACCAGCGGUCGAUUAUGGCGAAGAGUCCCUCAAGAAAAGGCGGGAAUGGAGGGCACAGAAGCAAUGCAAAAGCUUCAAAUGGUACAUGGAAAACGUGUUCUCUGAAGCUGAUGUAGUACAUCUAACGGACGUUCCAUUCCUUGGGCGCCUGAAGCACAACGCCACUGGAUUGUGCCUUGACGCUGGUGGUCAGUCCUUCCCUGGUGGCCACCCUGCUUUGGUUCGUUGUGAGGAAUCUCACCCUAGUCAAGACUUUAUGUAUUUUAGGAAAAUCGGUCACGUGAUGCCAGUGCGCAAUGAUGAAGCGUGCUUGACUCCCAAGGGAAAUUUUGACUGGUGUCGAGCUACGGAUGUUAUGUGGUGGGAUUUCGAAGGCGGAAUGUUGCAGAACAGAUCCGCUGGGGAAUGUCUGACUGUCGUCCGCUCGAAGCUCACACUGGUUCAGUGUGAUCCGACAACAGCUCUGCAAGUGCGCACGCCAACAGACAUCCCCUGGCGAUAG